Messenger RNA from Symbiodinium pilosum, 840 nucleotides. The record is from the annotation of a GenBank genome assembly. NCBI's taxonomy places the organism in Eukaryota, Dinophyceae, Suessiales, Symbiodiniaceae.
GGCCCGGCCUACGGUGUCACAAACGCGGCUCGGUCCGUCCUUUUGGGCGAGCGUGAGCAGGCGCGAAGACCUGCAGAAGGCCCUCGACAAUAUGACAUCUGACGACCCGGCGCGUGAGAACACAGAAGCUGAGCUUCAGGAGCUGGGCGCUGUCAUUAAGAGCCUCAAGAAGGGAAGAAGGCCACGCGACGGGGCACAAAGGUUGGGCACAGCAGCCGACGAGCGGGACAAGCCGGAGAUGGGAGGUCGCCUGGAGAGGACGGAGAAGAACCUGCACACUCAGCUCACCUGGGCGCGCCGCUUUGACCAGCCUGGGGCUGGAAACAAGGAGAAGGUCUUUCCCUUGGCCGAAAAGGAGCUGAAAGACGAGAAGGCAGCUGCACCUCUCUCCAGGCACGCCCGCAGCGCGUUGUUGGAAGAAGACCCACAGGAGGAGUUGCCCGAGCCAAAGGCUCGAACGAGAGAGCUGCCACCGUCCGAGACAAAGGUUACGGCGGCCAAAAAGGCAAAGAAGCACCGCGAAGAGCGAAAGAGAGAGAAGAGCAGGAAGGCAGAGAAAGCUGAGAAAGCAAGAGGGAGGCCCCGGUGGGCAGCCUCUCUGCCUUCAGUGGCAACACCGAGACCGGCUCGAAAGGAGCCACCGACCGGUGCCCUGGGUGGACUCGGCGCCAGUGCCACGACUCUGCCGCGCAAGCUCCUGGGAGAGAGCUCGAAGCUGAAGGAGCCGGUUGGGUACCGCAGCUUCCGACUUGCUGACGGCAGCGUGGUUGCCAACGAGGGCACACUUAAAGCCAAAGCCUGGUCGCCGCGAUCUCCCAGCCACUCCUCUCAGUGGGCCAA